AUGGAUUGGAAGACUCUCGAAUCCCUUCUCAGUGGUGCAAAUAAAUACUCCACGGGUUUUGGACGUAUCUGGCUGUCCCUGGUGUUCGUGUUCCGUGUCAUGGUGUUCGUGGUAGCUGCUGAGCGUGUGUGGAGUGAUGAUCAUAAAGAAUUUGACUGUGAUACCAAAAGGCCAGGCUGCCCCAAUGCCUGUUAUAACUACUGCUUUCCCAUUAUCCACACACGACUCUGGGCCCUGCAGCUCAUCUUUGUCACCUGCCCUUCCUUCCUGGUUGUUAUGCAUGUGUGGUACCGUGAAGAUCGCGAGCGCAAAUACCGACUCAUCCACGGCGAGAAGGCGAAGCUAUAUGAUAACCCUGGGCAGAAGCAUGGGGGUCUGUGGUGGACAUACCUCAUCAGCCUUUUCUUCAAGACAGGCAUUGAGGUGGGAUUCCUCUACCUGCUCCAUCUGCUCUACCACAACUUCGAUAUGCCCCGCAGCAUAGUCUGUGACAUUGAGCCCUGCAGGCAAGUGACAUGUUACAUAGCACGUCCCACGGAGAAGAGGGUCUUCACGUAUUUUAUGGUGGGGGCCUCAGUCAUCUGCAUAAUUCUAAAUGUGUCUGAGAUCUUCUACUUGAUUGCUAUGCGGAUCGUGCAUCUCACCCAGAAGGGCAGCCAUGUCCCUUCACGCAGGAGAUGUGGAGAGCCAGGAUGUGAUAGCUGUAAUGUAGUAAUGACCUCUGUAGAUUACAAACUAGCUAAUCCAGAAAAGGCAACAAAACAAUCUUAA
Electrophorus electricus (electric eel) is the source of this 771-nucleotide messenger RNA. RefSeq names its product gap junction beta-3 protein-like. The record is from RefSeq and is a predicted model, not a curated record. Gene Ontology annotation, molecular function: gap junction channel activity. Gene Ontology annotation, cellular component: connexin complex. Lineage: Eukaryota; Metazoa; Chordata; Actinopteri; Gymnotiformes; Gymnotidae. Gene Ontology annotation, biological process: cell-cell signaling.